CUUCCGGUUGCAUGAAUUGUAAAUAGAUCAAGAUCAAAUCUAGUGUAGAGUCUAGAACUCUACUCGAUUCUAGAACUAGAGAUCUAGAGUCAGUAUAGUUUCUAUAUAUCUUGAUUCAAAUUAGAAUAGAAUCUAAUUUAGAUCUAGGUGUUUUGUGUUCUAAUCAGAUCCAACUGAUUGCUCCAACAAAUGAUUUUAUAAAAUCAAGUAAUAAAACAUUCUGUCAUUGAAAAUGGAAAACUUAACAAGAUCUAUGUUGUUGAGGAGCUCAUCCAUGAGAUGGUUUGUUAAUUCAUGUAUUUAUGUGCAUACUGAAGCCUUUCAAGAUCUACCCAGAAUAACCUGCCCUCUAAAAAUUCAAAAAAAGAUCCAAUAUGCAAGAGACAAAAAACUGAAGGAAAGUUUUUUAUUAAAUCAACAGAAGAAGAGACGAGGGCCUCUUAUUAUUUCCUGCAAGCGUCGGCAAUACAACUUUUACCAAGGGGAAGCUUUUAAUGAAUUUGAUACCCAUAAACUAGUUAGCUGUGGCUGGAAAACAAACAAGAGGCUUGAUGAUUACUUCACCAUAUUGCCCUAUUCAAACAACCCUAGUAUUUCUGAAGCUAGCUGUUCAUUUCAGGAACUUGGUAUUAAUGAGAAAUUAUGCGAGGGCCUCAGACAGUUGGGUAUUACCUCUCCAACAGAAAUUCAGCAGUAUGCAAUUCCUAGAUUAUUAAGAGGAAGCAAUGCUAUUUGCACUGCUGAAACUGGUUCAGGAAAGACUUUGGCCUACCUUCUCCCUGCUAUAGAGUGGAUUAUUAGGCAAAAGCUCUAUUUCAAAUCAAAUGAGGGUGAUGAGUCAAGAUACAACAACUUGAACAAUCCAAAUACUGUCAUUAUAACUCCAAGCAGAGAGUUGACUGAACAAGUCAUGUCUGUUGCGGAAUCUUUAAAGCCAUAUGCAGACUUUGAUCCUUUUUUACUGGGGAACAGCAGAAAACACAACCAAACUCCAAUGGACAUGCUGAUCAGUACACCAGGUUCUUUGAUGAAGCAGCUGAAAUCAAAACAAAUUAGCUGUCUUAACUUACAGCAUAUGAUCAUUGAUGAAUCUGAUACUUUGUUUGACGAUUCAUUCAUUUCAGACAUUCAGAAAAUUCUUCAGAUGUUCCAUGUUCAGGUAGUAGAAAAUGAGGACAAUAACGGACUACUUGGGGGUACGCAGAUUGUUUUAGUCAGUGCCACAAUGCCUGAUGGUGUAGAAACAAUAUUAGGGGAUCUUAUGCCUCUGGACGCUGUUGCUAAAAUAUCCACCCAAGGCCUCCAUAGGCUACAGCCUCAUGUUAAACAGAAAUUUAUGCGCAUCAACACACAAAGUAAAGGACAAAAACUGGUUGAGAUAGUUAAAAGUAACAUAGAUAAGAAUGAACCUACAUUAAUUUUUGUAAAUAACAAUAAGACUUGUUACUACUUGGAUAAAAUGUUAAAUGACAAUGGCAUCAGCUGUUUAAAACUAAAUGGUGAAAUGUCAUCAAAAGAAAGGAUCGGAGUGUUCCGCAAAUUCAAAGAUGGCUUUUUAAAUGUACUUGUGGCAACUGACAUUGCAUCACGAGGUCUGGAUACUGUUAAUGUCCAACAUGUAAUCAAUUAUGAUUUCCCUACAUUUAUAUCAGAUUAUAUUCAUCGCGUGGGGCGGGUUGGUCGUGUGGGCUCAACAGAAGGACAGGUCACAUCAUUUGUCACACACAAAUGGGAUGUGGAAUUAGUCUGGAAGAUUGAGAUAGCUGCUCGGAAAAUGAGAAAACUUCAAGAUGUCAAUGCUAAUAUCAAAAUGAAGCUGAGUGAAUUAGACACUGCCAAAAAUGAUGUUUUUGAGCUAAAUAUUAUUUAGUGCUUUUUUUUUUUAUUUUUAUUGUUUCAACUAUUUUCAACAACACUAUUAAAAUAAACACACAUACAAAAACUUUUAA
Messenger RNA from Biomphalaria glabrata, 1949 nucleotides. Its product is annotated as probable ATP-dependent RNA helicase DDX28. The coding region runs from base 233 to 1870 and encodes 545 amino acids. The transcript is spliced from 3 exons. Gene Ontology annotation, molecular function: RNA helicase activity; nucleic acid binding; ATP binding. Lineage: Eukaryota; Metazoa; Mollusca; Gastropoda; Planorbidae. The record is from RefSeq and is a predicted model, not a curated record.